This is a messenger RNA of Syngnathoides biaculeatus (alligator pipefish), 1785 nucleotides long. Its product is annotated as gastrula zinc finger protein XlCGF7.1-like. Gene Ontology annotation, cellular component: nucleus. The record is from RefSeq and is a predicted model, not a curated record. Lineage: Eukaryota; Metazoa; Chordata; Actinopteri; Syngnathiformes; Syngnathidae. The transcript has 3 exons. The coding region runs from base 214 to 1197 and encodes 327 amino acids.
UUAAGAGAAGACUCGGUUCUAUGUGACUGCGCACGCGCUUCCGUUCUGCAGCCACGAACCCGACUAGCAGACAACGAAGCCACACGAGAGUUCUCGAUCGCCUCAAAGUGGCCGCUUAUUAACCAGGGCCUCGAGCAACACAGCCACAGCACUUUCGAUUUUUCCGCUGGCGUCGGCAGGUUGCCACUAACUCGUCUGGGGCGAGUGACGAAGAUGAAGAUCACGAAUGGUCACAACUUCAUCAUCGCGGUCGGUGACGACAAGGAAGAACCUUUGAGGAGUGAUGCACACUGUCAAGACAUCCAUCAGAUGAUUGAUCGUCAGGAAGAACUUCCCCCUCCCCCACGGUGGGGGAGCUCCAGUGUGGAGCACGAUGAUCCACAGGCCCCCCGUGUUAAAGAGGAAGAGGAGGAUGUACAGAUUAAGGAAGAGGAGGAGGAGACUGAUGUCAGCAAUUUACCACUGACUGGCGACUCUGUGAAAACCGAAGACGAAGAUAAGAAACCCGAGUCACAAUUUCAUGUUGACGGUCCAAAUGGUGACCAAUGUGGGGCACCACUGUCAGACAGUGAGAACACAGAAGAGCCAAUGAAGAACAACACAGACCGUGUGGAUGAUCACAAACCGACCAACUGCUCUGGAAUGGAAUCAAGUCUCCACAAAGAAUCUCCAAAAAGUUGCAAAAAACGCGUGACCUGCUCAGUUUGUGGUAAAACGUUUGCUACAAAGCAAACUUUGAGCACGCACAUGAGAACGCACACAGGAGAAAAACCCUUUAGUUGCUCAUUUUGUGGGAAAGAGUUUUCUCAAAAGGGACCUAUGAUACGACACACGAGAGUCCACACGGGAGAAAAACCCUUCAGUUGCCGAGUUUGCAGGAAAACAUUCUCCCAAAAAGGAAGUAUAGAUUUACACAUGAGGACGCACACAGGAGAAAAACCUUUCAGUUGCUCUGUUUGUGGCAAAAAAUUCACUCAAAAGGAAAAUAUGGUAACGCAUAUGAGAAAACAUACUGGAGAAAAACCCUUUCGCUGCUCAGACUGCGGAAAACCGUUCUCUCGAAAGGAGCACGUGGCAACGCACAUGAGAACACACACGGGAGGAAUACCCUUUAGCUGCUCAGUUUGUGGAGAAAGCUACGGUCAUAGGGCCAGUUUGACAGAACACAUGCGGAAACACAACACAGAGAGCGAAUAAAUGUUUUCACAUUAGGAACUGGACUAAAAAGUGUCGAGUAGCAAAGUGAACACUGAGGUGAAUAGGUGAGAUAUUUCAUUCAUUCAUUCUCAACAUGUAACUUACACGUGUGACGUGCACAAAAGCAGUACAAAAAAAAAAAUGACCGUUUGGAUAGUGAAUCUGACUUCUUCGCAGCUCUUGCUUUUUUCCACUGGUCUCAUCUGGACCAAUCAACAAUACCGUCGCAAGAUGGCACCCCUGUGAUGUCACAGGGAUGUCGUACGUUAUACAUACCCACCGUCUUCAGCACUUCAUUUGACGUUGCCGAGUCGAACAAUGUGUGAAGAGGCCUCACAUAUUUGCUGCUUGGAGAUGUACAAAUCGUAUUGCAAUCAAAGCCAGAGCUCAUCUGAUGGGGGUAAAAUGACUUAAAAAGUAUUGGGUCAUUGUAAUAACUUUUUUUGUAAAUAGAAUUUACAUUCCUUGUGGCCAAUACCAUGAAAUGUCAUAGUUGCAUAAUCCUGUUGUUUGAUCGUAAAUCGAUUAAUUCUGCACGAAGAGUGAGGCCCAAGAAUGACAAUAACUGUUCCGUUGUGAGUUGAGUUG